Ornithodoros turicata is the source of this 714-nucleotide messenger RNA. Its product is annotated as piggyBac transposable element-derived protein 4-like. The transcript has a single exon. Lineage: Eukaryota; Metazoa; Arthropoda; Arachnida; Ixodida; Argasidae. The coding region runs from base 1 to 714 and encodes 237 amino acids. The record is from RefSeq and is a predicted model, not a curated record.
AUGAGUUACCACGUUCUGCCAGCACUGAGGAAUUACUGGUCGACUCUGCCUGAUCUGGGUGUUCCAUACGUUUCCAAUGUUAUGCCACUUCACCGCUUUGAGCAAAUCAGGGGUGCCCUCCCCUUUGCAAACAACGAGUGUCAGCCCGACAGACGCGACCCAAGGUUCGACAGGGCUUAUAAAGUGCGACAUCUGAUCACUCACUGUAACGAAGCGUUUCAAGCGGCACUAGCCCCUCCAAAGCGUCAGUCUAUAGACGAGCACAUGAUGAAAUUCAAGGGGCACAACAACAUCAUGAAACAAUAUAUAAAAAAUAAGCCUAUCCGCUGGGGGUUCAAGAUGUGGUGCCGCUGUGACUCUGAAACCGGAUACCUCUUUCAGUGUGACAUGUACACGGGGAAGAAGCCGGAAGUCAUGGAGAUGGGACUUGGUAAAUCUGUCGUGGUCCAGCUCACUAGUACCCUCGAGGGCCUCGGAUGCGAAUUCUUUUUCGACAAUUUCUUCAAUCCACCAGCCCUCCAGCUUCAACUUUCUGAAAGAGACAUAAAGGCAUAUGGUACUGUACGUGCCAAUCGAAAGGGUAUGCCGAAAGCAUUUCCCAGUCACAAAGACAUGAAACGAGGGGACAUAGCAUCUUUCUCCGCUGAUGGCAUUUGCUGCGUCAAAUGGAUGGACAACCGUGCAGUUCUAAUGCUUUCUGCUAAUGCUUUCUAA